Molecule: messenger RNA, 16528 nt
Organism: Peromyscus californicus insignis
Lineage: Eukaryota; Metazoa; Chordata; Mammalia; Rodentia; Cricetidae
Product: olfactory receptor 10C1
Exons: 1
Coding region: 8839-9777 (312 amino acids)
Biological process (GO): G protein-coupled receptor signaling pathway
Cellular component (GO): membrane
Molecular function (GO): olfactory receptor activity; G protein-coupled receptor activity
Source: RefSeq, a predicted model, not a curated record
UGCAGGGUCUUGAUUAGAAACAUCUCCCUUGCUACCCUCCACCCCUGAGCUGUUCUCUCCAACCUCUAUGCCCUCUUCUAGCUCCCAAGAUAUCCUGCCCUUUCACUGUGAGCCCUUUUAUCACAAGGGAAGGCUGGCAGAAGUGGCCCCUGAGAACAAAUUAUAGAUUUACUGCAGAGAAGCCUUAAGUGAACAAGAUGGAGCAGCCCACUGGGGCAUUAUUAUCAUUAUUAUUAUUAUUAUUAUUAUUACUAUUAUUAUUUAUAGAUUUACUGUAGAGCAACCUUAAGUGAACAAGAUGGAGCAGCUCACUGAGGCAUUAUUAUUAUUAAUAUUAUUAUUAUUUAUAGCUUUACUGUAGAGCAACUUUAAAUGAACAAGAUGGAGCAGCCCAUUGAGGCAUCAUCAUCAUUAUUAUUAUUAGAGAAUUCCUGAAUGUUGGUUUGAUCAAAACUGGAGCAGAAACUAAAAGAGCUACAAGAAACUUUCCUUUCCAUCCCCUUAGGGAAAAAUGCUCUGCACUCCCCAAGGCAUCUCACCACUAACUUCCAGCCUUUUUGUUUUUUUAUUUUUUUUUUUACUUUUUUUUUGGUUUUGAUUUUUGUUUUUCAAGACAGGGUUUCUCUGUGUACUCCUGGUUGUCCUAGAACUCACUCUAUAGACCAGUCUGGCCUCGAACUUAGAGAACCACCUUGCUUCCCAAGUGCUGGGAUUAAAGGCGUGCACCACCACUACCCGACUUUUAAAGGUAUAUUUAUUUAUUUUGUGUGUAUAAGAGUGCUCCAUCUGCAUGUAUGUCUGUACACCAGGAGAGGGCAUCAGAUCUCACUACAGAUGGUUGUGAGCCACCAUGUGGUUGCUGGGAAUUGAACUGAGGACCUCUGAAAGAGCAGCCAGUAUUCUUAACCUCUGAGCCAUCUCUCCAGGCCUAACUCCCAAUCUUUUUCCAGUAACUCACUAACAAAUUCACCUGACUCUGCAGUACCCUAACUGUCAGAUAAAUGGCAAAGAUAUAUUGUGAUGGGAGGCAUGAAUGGAAAUGGUAUAACCUAGCAAAACUUAACAAAGACAUCAAAUUUUAUAUACCUCAUACAGGCAAGACAGCCAAAAAAGAAACUCCCGAAAGUCAGGGUUAGGGCAGGGUUUUGUUUUUGUCUUUGCAGGAGAAUAAAAGUACCCAACUAAGGAAUCUGGAGACUAUUGGGAAAGUGAAACAUCUGAAGAAAAAGGACAGAUAAUCAAAAACAAAUGUCCCAAGAAAAAGAGUAAAUUGGCCAAGUGGUAUUGCCCACCUCCAGUUGACUGACCUGAAAUCCCAGCUCAAAGCCCCCAACUAGCAUGGCCCCCAUGCCACCAUCUUUGACUGCUCCUUCCCACCAGACAACCACCAAUGUUCUCCACAAACACUGGUCACCUUUGAGUUGACUGCUGUGUUCUACCAAGUUAGGAUUGCCACUAAGCUCAAAAACACCACCUAAAGAUCAGCUUCAGACUGCUCAGGACACUCAGAUUGUUGACUUAAUAUGAGACUGACAUGUACAUUUUACAGAACUUUGAACUCAAAAAUACUUAAUCCUAAGACUGCCAAAUACAAGCACACUGGACAUUGUGGAAAGCUUUGCAGAAAGAGCUUCAUUAUUGUAAAUAGUUUUACUGUGCUAAAACCUUUCCCUUUAUUUCAGACAAAAAGAAAGAAAUGUUGCAGGAUAUUUGAUCACACUAUGAACCCUGAGAUUGUGUUAUAUACUGGAAAAACUUGUUUCUAGUUGUGGUGUGUCUCAGCCCUAGCACACACCUUUAAUCUAAGAGCUUUCUGCUUGAAUAUUGUAAACAGCAUUAAAUAAAGUCAACCAGAGAUCAAGAAACUGAGCAAGCAACAAGUUGACAGGAAAAAAAACAUAGAAAGUAAGAGAUUCAGGAGGAUGGACAGAGAGAUGCACAGGAAGUAGAAGGGAGGGACAUUGAGUCUGAGGAAUCUUGUUUGAGAUGGAGCAGGAGAAAGGUCCUUUUUCUGGGAUGUCAGUGGAGGAGGAAAGACAGCUGGGUGCUUUCUCUGCCUCUCUGAGCUAGCAGGCUUUCACCCCAACAUCUGGCUCCUGAGUCUUCAUAAAAAUCAAACGAUUUUGUUAAAAAUUCAUUGUUCCGUGAUUGUGUAACAUUUCCAGCUGCUGGCCUUCUCCCUCUUCCUCCUGGUUUCCUUAUGCUUUUGCUGGGCAAUGUCUUUGCCAUGCUCCUUGUGACCCUGAAUGGAAGCCUUCAGACUUCCAUGUACUUUUUCAUCCGAAAUCUCUCUUUGGUUAAGCUCUGGUACACCAUGUUCACUAUGUCCAUCCAACUUUCUAAAUUUUGAAGGACCAACUUUCUAAAUUUCCCAGCUGUAUCACCCAGUAUUGUUUCUUCUCCUCUGGCUGCCAUUAGUUAUUCAACCUCACCACCGUGGCUUUUUUUAAGCUAUAUUUUAUUAUUUUAUGUGUAUGUGUAUGGACCUGAGUGCAUGCAUGUGCACCAAACACACGCAAGUGUCCACAGAGGCAAGAAAAGGGCAUCAGAGUCUCUAGAAACAGAGUUACAGACAGUUGUGAGCUGCCGUUUGCUGCUGUAAAUUGAACCUGGGUUGUCUGCAAGAACAGCCAAUGCUCUUAACCACUGAGCCAUCUCUCCAGCCCCAACCACCACUGCUUUUGACUGCUGUGGUGCCAUUUGUUGAAUAUUCCAUUAUCCAUUAUUUUUCAGUUCCCUAGCAUGUACCACUCUGGUUAGGAUCUGAUGGUCUGUGGGUUUCCUAUGUCUCACAUUCCCAUCCUUCCUCCUUGCACAGACCUUCUGCAUACCAAACUAAAUCAGCCAUUUCUUCUGUGAUGCUGACCAGACCUUUGACUUUCCUACACACAAGUGCCAUCUAGGUGAUGAGCUAUAUUCCGAGCAGCAUUAUUAGCCUAGAAUUCUUGGGCUUCACUGUGGUUUCCUACUUGCAAAUCCUGGCUGCAAUCCUAGCAAUGGCAGGAACUGCCUCACAUAAAACCAUGUCCACCUUUAGCUGCAGCUGCCUUAUCUCCUUCUCCUUUACUGUUCCUCCUUCUACUUACUUCUUGUUUUCCUUCUACUGGCCUCAUACUAAUUCCUGUCUGUGUUGGUUUGAAUGAGAAUGGCCCUCUGUAGGCUCAUAUAUUUGAAAGCUUGGUCUCUAGUUGAUGGAACAGUUUUAGUAAGAUUAGAAGGUGCCAUGGCCUUGUUGGAGGAGGUGUCUCAUUGGGGGAUGAGAUUUCAAAAGCCCACACCAAUCUCUCUCUGUCUCUGUCUCUGUCUCUGUCUCUGUCUCUCUCUCUCUCUCUCUCUCUCUCUCUCUCUCUCUCUCUCUCUCUCUCUCUCUCUCUUGCUCACUCGCUCUUUCUGCCCCCUACUUGUGGUCAAUAAGAUCUCAGUUACUCUGGCAGCACCAUGCCUGCCUAUCUGCUGCCACACUCCCUGCUGCAAUGGUCAUGAACUUACCCUCUGAAACUGUCAGUAAGCCCUCAGUUAAGUGCUCUCUUUUAUAAGAAGCCUUGGUCAUAGUGUUUCUUCACAGAAAUAAAAAAAAAAAAAAAGUAAGACAGAAGUUGGUACCAGGAACUGGAGUAUUGCUGUGAUGGGUCUAACCAUGUUUUUUGGAGAAAUAUAGAAGACUUUGGAACUUUGGACUAGAAAAACAGUUAAAUCAUAUAAAUGAAACUUAAUGGGUCAUCCUAUUAGGAGCCUGGAAAUCUGUAGUGCUGAGAGAAACGCAGACUAUGGAGGUUCAGGUCAAAAGAUUUCAGAGUGGAACAAAAUUAAUAACUGGCCUAAAGAUCAUUCUUGUGAUAUUUUGCAAAGAAUGUGGCUGCUUUCUACCCUUGUCCAAAAAAGAAUGCCAAAUGCUAAAUUGAAGAGGUUUAGAUUAAGAUCAUUGGGAGAGGAAAUUUCAAGACAAGCUAGUAUUGACUGUGUCACAUGAUUAUUAGUAAUCACUCUUAUAAUGACAUAUAAUGAAAAAAAGAGCAAGCAGGGCAAAAAGAAAUAUAAAACAUAAAACUUGAGGAGAAAAACAACCCCAAGAAAUUCAAUAUUAAAGCCAAGCCUUGUACUCGAAGAGAUGAGAAGUUUAAAGAAAGGCCUGAUGCUAAAUGUAAUAAAGGAAGUGGAAGCCCCAGGGAAAGACCCCACCCAGCUAAUCCUGCAUUCUGUGAACCAAAUAAGCUAAGAGAUUUCCUAUACCUAAAAAGCAGCUACAGAGCUUAUGCAAAUAUAACUCAAGAAAGAGGUUAGGUUCCAGCCCAAGUACACAGCAGGACUUGACAGCUUUGGGACUUAUUCUGGUUGUAGAGUCAAGAAAAAUACAGGAGUAAAAGGGUUGUGGACUCUCCCUCCUCAGUUAAGAGAAGCUACUGAGACCAGGGGUGUGACCAGAAAGUCCCUUGGGACCCAGAGAGGCCACUUCAUGAAGCUGUGGAAGUGAUUCCUAGAUUGCAUUGGAGAACCCCAGCGUGUUGGAGAUGCCCGAGCCAUGGGAUGUCUGUGGGGUAUGCUGCAUCCGGGGUGUGCAACCAGCCCAAGAGAGAGAUGUAUGUUGCAGUCAAUAAAGCUGGAAGAAGUGGGAUAUUCAAAGAGCCAUCUAAGCCAUUUGUCAUCUGAUAUAGAGCUUUCUCUGCUGGGUUUAGGUCUUGCUUAAUCCAAUACUUCCACACUAUGCCCUCUUUGCUCCCUUUUGGAAUGAUAAUGUAUAUAGUCUAUACCAUUGUAUUUUGAAAGUAUGGAAUUUGAUUUUUGUGUUUACAGAGGGUUGCAUUUAAGAGAUUGCCUUGAGUCACAGAAGAGACUUCGGACUUUUAAACAGUGUUGAGGCUGUGAAAUAACUAUAGGGACUUUAGAAAUUGGGCUGGAUACAUUUUGCUUAAUCGUAUGGCUACAAACCUAUGGGAGCUAGGGAGUGGAAUGUGGUGGUUUGAAUGAGAAUGGCCCCCAUAGCUCAUGUGUUUAAAUGUUUGGUCCCUAGGUGGUGAAACUGUUUUUGGAAGGAUUGGGAGAGUGAGAUCUUGUUGGAAGAGGUGUGUCACUGGGGGUGGGAUUUGAGGUUUCAAAAACCCAUGCCAGACCCAGUCUCUGCCUCCUGCUUGUGGAUCAGAUGCAAACUCUCAGUUACUGUUCCAGUGUCGUUUCUGACUGCCUGCUGCCAUAUUCUCUGCUAUGAUGGUGAAGGACUCACCGUCAGAAAUUUUAAGCAAGCUCCAAAUUAAAUUGUUUCUUUUAUAAGAUGCCUUGGUCAUAGUGUCUCUCUUAGUUAGGAUUACUAUUGCUGUGAAGAAACACCAUGACCAAAAGCAACUUGGGAAGGAAAUGAUUUAUUUGGCUUAUGCCAAAUCAAAGCAAAUGUAAUUCAAGGAGGGGGCCAGGUAUUAUUACACUUCCACAACAAUGAUCAUCAUUGAAGGAAAUCAGAACAGGAACUUAGGCAGGGCAGGAACCUGAAGCCAGGAGCUGAUGCAGAGGGCAUGGAGGAGUGCUACUUACUGGCUUGCUCUCCAUGGCUUGCCCAGCCUGCUUUCUUGGAGACCCAAUGACUACCAUCCCAGGAGUGGCUCCACCCACAAUGGAUGGAGCCCUCCAAAAUUAAUCACUAAUUAAGAAAAUGCUCUAUGAGCUUGUCUACAGGCCCAUUUUAGGAAGACAUGCCUCUAAGAAUUCAGUCCUCAUCUCCACAACUGUCACGAUGAUAAUUCUGCACUGUAUUUUCUAUGUUGUCACAAUGAUAACUCUGCACUGUAUUUUCCAUAUGCUUUAUGAUAAAGUAUGAGCAAGGAGGCUCCAGGCUUUGUGAGCACCUGUGUGUGAUGCUACUUCACAGUUGGGGCUGAUCAUAACUCAGAAACUUAUGAAUGUCACAAACUCUAACACCAAAAUCCUGCAAGAUCAAAAAUCUCUUAAGUCUAACAUCCUAGGAAGUCAUAAAUAUCAUCAUAUUUCAGGUAACUGUGGGUAUAAAGCUCUGUGCACACAAUUGCCAGCCAUACUGAUAUGUGUUUACACAUUUUCCUUAUUGAUUAAUGUCUUUAUGAAUAUAGCAUUCAUAAUUGGUAUACCUAUGUGAGCUUCAUGAACAUACCUGAGUCAAGUGAUAUGCAUGCAAAAAUGUGUACACUUUUGCCUAUCUUGUGAGAUAGACUAUUUUCCCAUAUUUUAUGUUCCUUCAAUAAAUACUCCUUUGAAAAAUGCAAAUAAAUGUCCUUAAAGUAAUUUUUUAAAUACCUCCUGAAUUACAUUUUAGAGAUUUAAACUUUCGUGAUUAUGACAUUCAAAACUGUGUCUUUUCUGAUAGUGAUACACACUCCUUACUGGACAUCACUUGUACAGUGUUUUCCUGCUUGGGAAAAUGGCUAUUGAUAAAAGCAGAUAGUUCUGAUGACUGGCUUAUUUUUCUGCAACAUAAGGAGAAUUUUCUUAAAGUCUCCGAGGGCCUGAGUAUCCCAGCACACUCUGCUUUCCAGUCCAGGUGAGCCUGGCACAACUCUUACGAGUUAAUGCACACUAAGAGAGGGAUCUCAUGUGGAUUAUAUCUGUCGAUAUCUAUCACAUUAGAAAGAAAAAUUGUUGAAGCUUAAGAUUCCUGCUACACCAGCGUAAGGGUGCAUGCCUAAAUUCCCAACAUUUGGAAGGUGGAGGCUUUGAUCAAGGAAGAGUUCAAGAUCACUCUCAACUACAUAAAGAAUUUGUAGGCAGCCUGGGCUAUAUGAAACAAAAAGAGAAAAGAGGGAAUUGGGGAUAAAUGAGGGGAAUUGGCUAACAGAGAAAAGAAAGGAUGAGAAAGAAGGCUAAAGGGAGUCUGGCAUUCUGCAAAAAUAUAGUUUAAGAUGGAGGUCUGCAUUUUUAGCAGCAAACACUGGCACAGAGGCUCCCUGUUCCUCCUAGUUUGUUCAGUGGUGUGGUGGUGGUGAAUUGUCUUAAAAGACUUAAGGGCAUCCUGGUCUAUACAGGUCAGCCAGAGCCACAUGGUAAGAUUCUAUCUCAAUAAAUAAAUAAAAUUAACUAGGGUAAAAACAAAACAAAACAAAAAAAAAACAUCAACUUCUGACCUCCACGUGUAGACACAUGAACACUUAUAUACAUGUACACUCACACACACACACACACACACACACACACACACACACACACAGUAAAUUCAUUAUUGAACCAUAUCAAUAAAGAAUAUAUCAAUAAUAAGUAGAAUUACUGGUUUUGUAAAUGUAGUGACAUCUACAGUGAUAAAAAGGAGAAAAUAAAAAUGGGUGACCAGGGAUAGUAUAUGAGAGCUAAGAAGGAGACCCAUAACCCUUGAGGUUGUCUGUGAAACCUUCUCAUAGGUCAGCCUCUGCCUCUUGCCAUCUAAGGAACAGACUCCAAAAUAACAUUAAUUAGUUGUGUGAGGCUCUCCCAAUUGGAAAGUAGAAUGUACUGGGAAACUCAGGUCCUCAGAGACUUAAAGAAAAUUCUCCUGAUGAGGGACCCAUGUUGCAGAAGGAGAAAAAAAGCCAGUCAUCACCCCCUACCUGCCUUUAUCAAUGUCUGUUUUCCCAAGUAGGAAAACACUACACAAAUGAUGUCCAGAAAAACGCUGGGAGAUCCAGGAUGAAAUAAAGCAGGGACUGAACCGCAGCAGGACCAAUGUGUGGGCUCAUGGCUCUAAUUAAUAUUUAUAUUUUUGCAUAGCAUUUGAAUUUAUGUAUCUACUUAAGUUCAUCUUUUUAGGUAUCUAAAUUUUUAUUAUAUGUAGUCACUUUCAGUGUUAUUUAUAAUGAUGUUUGUAUAUGUACAUAAUAUAUGAUACAUUUGUGACCUUGAAUGAAUCUGGCUUCUGAGGUUAUUAGUUUACACUUCUGUGCUUAGAUUUAGAAGUAUAACAUGUUAGUGUGUGAAUCCAUGAGGUUUGUGUACAAAAUCUGGGGAGUUUUAUAUGUAUUGUGAUAUAAAAGGAUGAGUCUGAGAGCACCAAGAUGCAAAGAUGGGCAAUUGGAGAAGGCUUUGUAUUCCACUACAUUUUUAUUCAGAGAUCUUCACUCCUCUGACUGGAUAACAGCUUUAUUUCCUGCAGCUGCCUCAAAGAGAUGAUUUUGAGUCUUCUCUACAAACGGGAGACUGUGAACUCUAUCUGAGGUAAGAUGAUAGCAAAUAAAGAGAGGCUAAUGGAAGGGGGAAAAGAAUGGAUCAGAGAAGAGACACAUUGAGAGCGAAAAAGAAAGAAAUGUACUGGAGAAGAAAAGAUAAAGGAUUUCGAGGAGGAACAGGACAGGAAAUCCCCUUGACUUGGAAUAGGAUUUUUCCCGCUCUGAAUGUGGAUCAAAUUCGGGUUCGUCUGGGGAGGAAAUGUCCACCCCAGCAAGGAUGGGAAAUAGAGAAGCAUGAAAACGCUGGAUUGUGGUGGCUACUUAUUGUAAUUCCAGUGCUCACGCCCAGUGCACACAAAGCUGAUGCAGGAGGAUCGAGGUGAAUUGGAGACCAGUUUGGAAUACAGUGAAUUCUAGGCCAUUCUGGGAUAUAAAUGAAACCUAAAACAAAAGGAAGAGUGUGAGAGAAGGCAGAACAAUCCGGAGUCAGAGCAGAAGAAUCUAAAUUCAGUGUGUACUUUCUGACUGUGGGGACAGCGCAGAGAUCAGAGACAAAAAUCCACCCAGCGCGUUCUUAGGGUGGCCAGGGUGUAACAUGGGCCUGUGCAUGAACAUCUCAGUUCAAAGGCCCUGAUAGCAUAAGAAAAAGGGAGUCCCCGGGCAGACAGGUCAUCUCUGUCCUCUUUGAAGCACACACAGUGGUGACUCUUCCCCACCCCUCCUUCCUGGCCAAAAGCUGUGGCAGAUGGACACCAACGCCUCCCUGGUGACUGAGUUCGUGUUGGUGGGCUUCUCGCGUCUGGCCCACCUGCAGGGCCUCCUCUUCUCCCUCUUCCUGGCGGUCUACCUGCUCACGGUGGCAGGCAAUCUCCUCAUCGUGGCGCUAGUCUCCACAGACGCAGCGCUGCAGUCUCCCAUGUACUUCUUCCUCCGCAUCCUCUCAGCCCUGGAGAUCUGCUACACGUCGGUCACCGUCCCCUUGCUGCUGCACCAUCUGCUCACUGGCCGGCGCCACAUCUCGCGCUCCGGCUGCGCUCUGCAGAUGUUCUUUUUCCUCUUCUUUGGUGCCACCGAGUGCUGCCUGCUGGCUGCCAUGGCCUAUGACCGCUACGCCGCUAUCUGCGAACCCCUGCGCUACCAAAUGCUGCUCAGCCGGCGGGUGUGUGUGCAGCUCGCCGGCGCCGCGUGGACCUGCGGGGCUCUUGUGGGGCUGGGGCACACCUCCUUCAUCUUCUCCUUGCCCUUCUGUGGCCCCAACGCUGUCCCUCACUUCUUCUGUGAGAUCCAACCGGUGCUGCAGUUGGUGUGUGGAGACACCUCGCUCAAUGAGCUGCAGAUUAUCCUGGCUGCCGCCCUUAUCAUCCUGUGCCCCUUUGGCCUCAUCCUUAGUUCCUACGGGAGGAUCCUGGCCACUAUCUUCCGCAUCCCAUCAGCUGCUGGUCGCCGAAAGGCCUUCUCCACCUGUUCCUCCCACCUGGUAGUGGUAUCUCUCUUCUACGGUACUGCCAUCUUUAUCUAUAUCCGUCCUAAGGCUAGCUACGACCCAGCCACGGACCCCCUGCUGUCCCUCUUCUAUGCUGUGAUCACCCCCAUCCUCAAUCCUGUCAUCUACAGCCUGAGGAAUGCGGAUGUCAAGGCCGCGCUGAAAAGAAGUAUCCAGAAAAUGGGGCCCUCGGAGAUUUGACAAAGGAGUGGAAGACUCCUGAACAGAACUCCAGGUUGCAAAUUACCAGGGAUCAAAGGAGAGGAGACCUGGUACACAGACUUACCUUUAAAGAGCUAUUGAUUUCCCCAACGCCUACUGCUCUAUUCUGACUCCUGCUGCAAAGGGUUGAUUUUUACAAGUAGAACAAUUUAACUAGGAACAAAGUUGCAGAAUAUCAACUUCCUCACCCCACCACACACACACACACACACACACACACACACACACACACACACACACACACACACCAGACUAUGGAGGUAAUAAAGUUUUCACCUGCGGAGCAAUGGUCCUGGAAGUUAUCUGGCAUUCAGACAUGGUAAGAAAGGACUUUUUUCUUGAGUUAGUAGGCUAGCACACAUAAACAUAUCCAGGGGGAAAAAAAUCUGUCCCUAGUAAAGCUCUUAAAAAGUGAAAGGAGAUCUGAAAAGAAUCAUGGAAGUUAGAUCUUAUGGACAUUAAUACAUCACAGUGGUUGAAAGAAUUGAUAUUAAAACACACUUGAAUUCAAAUAUUUUAUGUUUGCUUUUUGAGACAGAGUCUGAUAGAGCUCUGACGGGUCUCAAACUCAUUAUGUAGCCCAACCUGGCCUUAAACUCCUGAUUCUCCUGCUUCUACCACCCAAGUGUUGAGAUUGCAGGUGUGUACCACCACACCUGACUUGAAUUCAAACCCUAAUUUUUCCAACUAAUUAGCUGUGUGAUCAUAAACAAAUGAUAUAAUCUCUCUUCACUUUAAACUCUUUAUCCAUAAAGCUGAGAUGACAAGUAAGUCAAUUUCUCUGGGAGUUUGUGAGAACCCAUGCUACAUGGGUAUCUCUACAAUUAUUUUUAAUACUAAGUCAAACCGAUUGGCACAGAAAGUAGUGUCCAUCUGACAGUGUGUGCAGGGGAAGAAGGUAUUUCUGCAUCAGUGGGGUUGGUGCUAUGGAAACCCAAAGGAAGGUGGAGAAAGAUGCAACACAACAAGGCUGCAGAAAAGUGCCCCCAUCAGUAAGACAAGCCAAAAACAUCCAGGACAGUGAAGAGGAAUAGAGUAUCCAUGAAGUAUGGGAGUUUGUGGAAAGCAGAGCAAAUUAAUGAGAAGUUCUGGUGAUGCAAUUCUACCACCCCAGGGCUUGGGAGACUGAGGCAGGAGGACUAUUGCAAGUUCCAGGCCAGUCUAGGUUAUAGAAUAAAACCCUGUCUCAAAAAAUAAGUCUCCCAGAGGAUCAAGAGGACACAUUAGUUAAGAAUUCACUAAUGAUUAAAAUGCAUAAGGGAUGGUGAGAGAGAGAAAGUAAUCAGAAUUCAUUAUAUACAGGAAUGAAAUUUUCAAAGAAUAAAUUUAAUUUAAAAAAUAAAAUGUAAAGUGAAAAAUAAAAUCCACAUUUUAUUAUCCCCAACACUUAAAACUUCGCCAGCACUUCUUCAUUAUCUUCUAUGUGCAUGUUGUUCUCUUGACACUGUGGUGAAAACUGAGUGAACACAGGCGGUGAUUCUGUCCAGACAGACCUUGUUUGGAGAGAAAAUGCUGAUUCCCAUGAAACUGUCAUCCAACAAUGUGAAUUUAGGAAAUGUGGCACUCCUUGAAUCCUGUCACUCAGAAGGCAGAGAUCUGUCUGGAUCUCUGUGAGUUCAAGGCUACACUGGGCUACAAGAGAUUGAUCCAGUAUAGGAGAGAAACAACCAGGCAGUAGUGUCAAAUGCCUUUAACCCCAGGAAGUAAUAUAUGGCAGGGUAGAGAAAGGUAUAUAAGGCGUGAGAAAAUAGGAACUCACUCUCUUUAGACUGAGGAUUUUGUAGAGGUAAAAACUAGUGGCUGGCUGUUCUGCUUCUCUGAUCUUUCAGCUUUCACCCUGAUAUCUGGCUCUGAGUUUUUUAUUAAAAGACCAUCUAAGAUUCAAUCAACAGGUUUCCCCAUGCCCCCACUACAGUAUUUCCCUUCCACUCUUCCCUGCAAUCCUUAUUCCCAAACAACCUUUCAUCUGCAUUUCAUCAUUACAGAUCAGUUUGCCUUUUCUUGAGUUUAACAUUAAUGGACUUUUGGUCUAUUUUAAUACAAUAUAAUUGUUUUGAGAUUCAUCCAUGCUAUAGCGUAUAACAGCCCAUUCAUAUUCAUCUCUGAGUAGUGUCCCAUCAUGUAAGACCUCAGUUUAUUCCCCCACCUGCUGAUGCUUUUACUUCUACAUAUGAAGUGUUUGUGGGCAUUUGUAAUUAUGUCUGUACUCAUUGCAGUGGUGUAUCCAGUUGCAUACACGCAGAUUACAACAGACAUAUCACAUGAAAACAGGACUUGGUUUUGAACGGGGAAAGCCCUGGUUAAGGGUUGAGACUGGGGACUGGAAAGAUGGCUCAGCAGGUGAGAGCACCUGUCACCACGCAUGAAGAUCUGAUUUUAAUCCCCAGAAACCACAGGUAGAACCAACUCCCACAAGCUGUCUUCUGACUUCAAUAUGUGUGCUAUGGUGCGUGCUAUGUAUACCCGCAAAAAUGCACACACCUGCAAACAUAAUAAAUAAGUUUUUAAAGUUAAGACUGAAGAUUUGGAGCCAAUUACAAUAACUCAAACUUGUAAUCUCAGUAUUCAGAAUACUGAAGCAAGAGGAUUGUCUUUAAUACCAGGCCAGCUUAGGCUGUAUGAAAUCCUGUCUCUGCAAAAAAAAAUGAUAAAGGACUGAAAUCCUAGAUUAUGAGCUUCACUGCUACAAAAUUGCCAGUGACCUAGAGCAAACAUCACCUGUUACCUUUCUGGUUUUCAGUUUCAUGAAAAACAAAGAGAAGUCUGAAUUAAAUGUGCUGUGCUAGGCUAGGAAUCUACUGCUCUGGGCUUAUCCCCCUGAGGAUCCUCUACUUUCUGUAACUGGAUCUCUCACAAAGAACAAAAUCAGAAAGUGUGGUGAAUGCCCUUUCUCCACCAUCACUGCCACAGGGUCUUGAACCAAAAGAUCAGUCCUGUGCCAAAUUUAAGUAUGCCCACUUGAUUCCAUAGUCAACACCAGUCAUAAUAGGUAACAAAGUUCUAAAUUCAUUAAUUCUGGCCCUAGACAGGAAAGAAGGCCAGAAGAAAGGUUUCUGUCUCUUGUGUUCACACAGACUUUCAGCAGACAAUAGACAAAUUUAGACACAGGGAGAUGCUGCCCACCAGAUUGAAGAGAACAAGACAUCAGAUGAUAUCUCUUUUCCGAAUGCAGUGUGUUUCCCACCCUACAUCUCUCUCAUGUCUGUGAGCUGCACCUGAGCAUCCAGCCUCUAAUCUGAAAACUCCUCUGAGACAGCCGUCUCAGCUCAAUGCCUGGGUGCCUCCCCGUCCCCAGUGUAGCUCCUCAGCCUGAGUGCUGUUAGAAUGCAGCCUCCUGACAUAGGAGGUCUACAAGUUAGGCAUGAGCACUAAUCCAUCAGCUCUGUUGUCUGAUCAAGUGAGGAAUACUCCUCCCAAAGACUCAUGAAAAUCCUUCCCUUUUUAUCACAGAUCAUGUUUUACUUUAAGCUGUUCAGAAGAUUCAUUGCUUAAACCAUUAACUUGGAAGAAAGAUCUGGAAAACAAGCAUAACAAGAAUUUGAUCACAGACGGCCCCCCAAAAAAAAGAAUAGCUAGAGAUGAAAUGAAAGCAGAAAGGGUUUUUGCAAAGUUAGAACUGAACCAAGUCCGAAUCUGCCCAUGCCCCCAUUGUACCCAGUGAACAGGAUAACUGUGGCAGAGAGGCCUCAGGUCCCUUCAUUAUUUCCCAAGGCUCAUUUUGAGCUUUACUAAUGACCUACAAGGAGGAUAGACAGUUUGAAUAAUUGCCCUGCAGUGAGACAGGUCAUCUCUUCAACAGUUUGCACAUACUCCAACAGUAUAAUCACUUUUUAUGUGGAGCAAAGUGGGAGCCUGUGAUAGUUAAAUCAAUGCUAUUGACCUGUCAGGAUAGCACCAACAUCAGCACCAGAGAAUUUAUACAUAAAAAUUAUCAGGUUAAUCAAUAAUUCUAUGAGUACAACUCAUAAAACUCUGAUGAUUACUGCUCUAAGCUUCAGUGAGCUCAAGAGAAUAUUGCUAUGUUUCAGGAUUUGAGAGCCAGCCUUCCAGAACUGCAAAAGGUGUCGUUGCAUUAUUUAGACACAUGGUGGCAGCACGCGUCUACUAUACUGACGUCCAGAGAUGCAUUCUGUGAUGGUUUGUUUGUUUGUUUGUUUGUGACGGUAUUUAAAAAGGAGGAGGAUUCUGCUCAGAAAUUGUUGGACUCUUGAAAAUUCAGGUAAAAGUUUUUUUAAACAGUAACUUUAAAUGCAUCCCAAAGACAGCACAACAAAGUGAUUUUGGUCCAAAUCAGUCAUCUAAGAACAAGCCCUCCCUACCAACCACAUGUUUAACAAUGGCUCUUCCUCCUUCCAGUGGUUAAGCAAGUCACUGCAUUCAUGGAACAAACACUAUAGCAGGAGCCCAUUGGACCAUGGGAAGAAUUGCAUUUGCAGGAAAACUGACUCCAGAUGAAAGGCUGAAAGAUUGACAAUUCACUCGGGCCUUACCACCACCUGAGCUCCCUCCACUGAAACUCAUUAAGCUCUGAUGAAGAAGGCAAGGCCCUUACCACCCUCUCCUCCACCAUCACUCUUUCCUGUUUCUUGUCUGCCUAGGUCCCACAGAAGACAAGAGAUGCUUCUGGUUUUGUUUUAAUUUUCUAAUCACUCAGACGUUUUAAAUGAGCAAAACAUUCUGUUCCAGGUUGGUAUACAUAGGAGCUGAGAUUUAUUUCAGGUAAAAAGACAGUUUAAUAACAUCUAACAUCGGCCACCACAAUAGAGGUUUGUUCUGAAUACCAACCAAAGAAAGUUCUUUACUAUAGGUUAACCUCUAGGUUUCUAGAGAGGGUGGGUAAUCUAAGGUAAUAUAUGGCUUUGCUACAAGCUCAUAUAUUAUUUGAGUUACUAUAUGCCAGAAGUCAGGGAGGCAGAGAAAAUAAGGACCAGGGCUAUAACUCAAGGCUACCUGGGGUUCAUAAAGCAGGGGUAGCAGCACUUGCUGAAGAGGAAUGAUAGAGAGAAGGAGGCCUGACGCUGCAGGAAACUGUGACUAGAUCACUCCAAUAUUGCCAAAUCUGGUCUCUAUUUUCCUUUCAGUUUCUUUUAUACACAUACAAUGUACUUUGAAUUCAUUCCCUUCCAUUAUCCUCUCUUAUCCACCCCUCUUACCAAAUCCCUUUUCUCCUUGUUUCAGGUCUUUUUAUUUAAUGUAUAUGAGCAUUUUGUCUGCAUGUAUGUCUGUGCAUCACAUGCUUGCCUCAUGCUUACAGAGACCAGGAGAAGGUAUCAGAUCCCCUAGGACUGGAGUUACAGACAGUUGCGAGCCAUCAUUUGGGUACUGGGAAUCAAACCCAGGUCCUCUGGAAGAGCAGCCAGUGCUCUUAACUGCUGAGCCAUCUCUCCAGCCCUCAUGUCUUUUUCCCAUGUACAUCCUUCAUCACACUUGACUAAGAUCACUUGCAUGAACAUAGGGAGGGACUUAUUACUUGAAUAAGGACAACUUACCAGUGGCUACAACACUAUGGAAUAUGACUUCCCUCCCCUGUCAACCAUUAGCUGCUUAUAACUCCUCAGGGUGGGGUAGUGUCUCAUGAGCCUCUCCUCCAUUCAUCAUGGAAUGUUAAUAGGCCCAGUCUUCUGCAGGUCUUGUUCAAGUAACCACCACAGCUGUGACUUUGGGAGUGCAGCAGCCAUGUGAUGUCCAGAAAAGAAAAUUUCAGUUUCUUCCCCAUUCUCUGACUCUUGGAUUCUCUCUAUCCCUGCAAUGUUACUGAGCAUUAGAGAAAGCAAAUCUAGUCUCUCAAAGCUGCAGCAUCUUACAAUGUCAGGCCCAUGAUCUAGUACCAAAUCUCAUCACCUUCCACUCACAGAAAGGGCAAAGUACAAAUAGAAUUAAAUCCUCAUGCUCUUUAUCACGGGUGUCCACAAUAUCCAGGAUUCUUAACUGAAAGUUGAAGGUUUGGAAAAUGACAGAAAACAAGCUUCCUGUGCUGAGUCAUUAUUAGGGCCCUGUCUGCAUUCUUAAUCAUAGAUUUUUAUCAUCCUCUGUACUAAUGGUUAGACCUCAGAUAUGUUUCCUAUCACUUUUACCUGCUUUCUCUCUUCUUACUGUCUAACUCUCCCACAAGUUCCAAGGUUUUGGAUCCCAGGCAAGGCUCUUACCACAUAUGAUUUGUUCUCUUUCCUCAAGGCCUGCCAGCCAGAAAUGUUAGCUCGACUGGACAAUAUGCCUAUCUUAUCAUUCUCCCCUUAUCCACUUUUUUCCUGCCAAAUCAGAGGCCAAAUGUGGAACAGAACAUCUACAUGUGUUUUUCACAUUAUAGCUCAUAUUGGUAGGUUCUUCUUAGAUAGACAGGUCAACCUCAGUUGCUAGUCUUAACAACCACAGUAGACCCUAACCAACAGCUGUCAUAGCCUGACUACAAUCCUGACCCAUAUUUGUUACUUUCGGGGAUGGUAACUUUGGUGGUUUAAAGAAGAAUGGCCCCUAUAAGCUCAGAUACUUUAGUCUCCAGGUGGUAGAACUACUUGGGAAGGGUCAGGAGGUGUGGCCUCAUUGAAGGUGUGUCACUGGGGGUGGGCUUCGAGGUUUCUAAAGCCCAUGCCAUUUCCAGUUCCUCCCCCUCUGAGGAUAUAAGCUCUCAGCUACUGUUCAAGUGCCAUGCCUGCCUGCCUGCUGCCAUGACCCCUGCCAUGAUGGUCAUGGACUCUAAUCCUCUGGGACUGAGAGCCACCAAAAAACUCUU